Molecule: messenger RNA, 1269 nt
Organism: Pangasianodon hypophthalmus (striped catfish)
Lineage: Eukaryota; Metazoa; Chordata; Actinopteri; Siluriformes; Pangasiidae
Product: annexin A1
Exons: 13
Coding region: 97-1143 (348 amino acids)
Biological process (GO): neutrophil clearance; arachidonate secretion; positive regulation of G1/S transition of mitotic cell cycle
Cellular component (GO): cytoplasm; plasma membrane
Molecular function (GO): cadherin binding involved in cell-cell adhesion; phospholipase A2 inhibitor activity; calcium ion binding
Source: RefSeq, a predicted model, not a curated record
CCCAGUUCAUACCAGUGCAGUGAGCUGGGGUGAGUUCUGUUCCUCUACCGAUCAUUUAAGUCUGAUACCUGCAACCUUCACAACACAGCCCUGAAGAUGUCAUUUUUCAAGGAUUUAAUUAAAGGAAUAAUUGACAAGCCAAAAGACAACUCGGGCAAUGAUUCUUCUAAAGGAAGCGCCACACCUUACUACGGCACCGUCCAGCCUGAUCCGAACUUCAACGCCAGCAGAGAUGCUGCUGCUUUACAGAAAGCCAUUGAGACCAAAGGUGUGGAUGAAAAUGCCAUUACAGACAUAUUAGCUAGACGGACUAAUGCACAGAGACAGGAAAUCAAAGCAGCUUUUCAACAAGACACUGGAAAAGAUUUAGUGAACACUUUGAAUUCAGUCUUGAAGUCCCACUACAAACAUGUGGUCCUGGCCCUGCUGAUGACUCCAGCACAGUACGAUGCCCAUGAAGUCAGACAGGCCAUGAAGGGUUUGGGAACCAAGGAAAAGGUGCUGAAUGAAAUUCUGGGGACGAGAUCAAACCAGGAAAUUAGGUUGUUAAAAACUGCCUUUAAAGAUGCAUAUGGAGAGGAACUGGAGCAUGACAUUCAAGGUGACACUCAGGGACAUUACCAGAAGGCUCUGCUUGCCUUGUGCAAGGGUACCAGAAAUGAGGAUAGCAACAUUGAUGAUGGGCUCGCAAAAAGUACGGCCAAGUCUCUGUUUGAAGCUGGAGAACAAAGGCUCGGAACAGUGUCCUCUGUUUUCAUUGACGUUCUUACCACUAGAGGUGAUGCCCAGUUGUGCAAAAUUUUCAAGCAGUAUGAAAAGUUUGGCAAACAGGGGUUUGCUCAGGCGGUGAAACAUGAACUAAGUGGAGACACUGAGGAUUGCCUAAUGACCCUGGUGAAAGCAGCCUGGAACAAACCUGCCUACUUUGCUGAAAGGAUGUAUCUGGCCAUGAAGGGCAUAGGGGCCGACCAUAACACAGUGACUCGGAUCAUAGUGAGUCGCUCUGAAGUGGACCUGCAGAAAAUUUCGCAGGAGUACAAAAGGAUGUACGGGAAAACGCUUCAGCAAGACGUUACGGCAGAAACCAAGGGGGACCAUGAGAAAAUUCUACUAGUGCUCUGUGGAGAUCAAACGGGAGUCUAAGCAUGUAUUUUCAAAAUGUUCAGGAUAUUUUAAAAUGCAUUGCUGCAUAUCUAAAGAAAAAUGGUCAUUGUGAUGAAUCUGUGUGUGAUUACAUUCUAUCUUAAUAAAGCUAUUCCCUGAAACUUU